Pyricularia grisea is the source of this 2509-nucleotide messenger RNA. RefSeq lists its product as uncharacterized. Gene Ontology annotation, molecular function: DNA binding. The coding region runs from base 629 to 2509 and encodes 626 amino acids. Lineage: Eukaryota; Fungi; Ascomycota; Sordariomycetes; Magnaporthales; Pyriculariaceae. The record is from RefSeq and is a predicted model, not a curated record. Gene Ontology annotation, cellular component: nucleus. The transcript is spliced from 2 exons.
CUGGCCCACACCAUUAUGCCGCUCCGCUGUCGUUGGAUUUAUCUCAAAGGGGUCCCGCCUCGCCAGUGUCCAGACUGCAUUGCGGCGUCUGCUUUCUGCAGCUGAUCCGUGCUUGCUCGCUAUAUCGAGUCCCCCCUCCUUUGGCCAAAUGCACCACCGGUGUAAGUAUCAACAAACCUCUGUUUGAGAUUUGUAUGCACAUAUAACUUUUUAUACUCAGUCUCCUAUUUGUUUCUACUCCCAUUCUUAUUCAAAUUCGGCCUUUUGAUAUCGAGUUGGCUUUUUGUAGCCUGCGCCAUUCAUUCGUUCACGCGAGUUUUCUACACGGCUUCGAGGCUGUCUUUUGAGUCUUGUUCAGUCCAUAUUCCGAAGGCGUCGUUGGCCCCGGUCUAUCGUCUGGUGUCUCAGACUGUUGUUCACUGACAGACCGAGAACCAGCUGAAGAGGACCCAGGCCAAGUUGGGCAAAAAAAUCAUAUCCCUUCAAGAGAUCGGACCAGCCACAGCGCUACGAAUCUUGAGGCUCCUGGCAAACACCGCUUCGCUUCUGCCGAGUUCUCCGGCUUGGGUCGAAGAGGCCACACAGCCUCCUUUCCCGUCAUCGCCUCUUUUCGGGCGGCCGGUUGCGAAUGAAGUUGGACGUUGCAUUUGGUUGGGAUCAGCCCAGGAUGCAUCAUCAGAUCAUCGGCUCCAGUGCCAUGGGCGGGGAAAGCCCGCUGGCCACGGACCAGGGCGGCUUUGGUGCAACCGGAAAUGACGGAGGAGCACAUGCAGGCGUCGGUGGCGAGCCUCACUGGGUAGAUAUUUCAUACACCCAGAGCGCGCCGAUGCAAGACUAUAACGCCAACUACACCUUCGGUGUGGACCCCAUGAGCCACGGGCUACCCUCGGAACCCAUGAACAACAGGAUGGGACCUCCACCUCUUCCUUCAACUCAUGCGCCGCAAGUAUCGCAGCCACAGCAACAUCACCACCAAGCGCCGCACUCAGGACAUCCACAGCUACAUCCGCUGAUUACAAAUCCUACGUGGCCGAGCAUGUUGACGAACCCCGGUGCUCUGCGAAAUCCGGGCAGCUAUUCAGCGCCCCCAAUCGCGAUGCCCACGCCCCUUGCCGUGCAGCCACUCCGAGGUUCCAAGACGCCGACUUCCAGCACAGCCACGGCGCCGCGGAAGACUUUAACGGAUGAAAUGCGACGAGAGAUUUGUCUGUUUCAUCGCGACAACAGUGGCCUGAAGCAGACUGAAAUCGGUGCCAAGUUUGGCGUGGAAAGGAGCACUAUUUCAAAGGUCCUGCGCAACAAGGAAAAGUUUUUGAAUCCAACCGAACGAAGCGAGUCACCCGUUAAACGGAUGGCUAGGGGCAAGACUGGCACGGCCGACAUUGAAAAAGCUUUAUCCAACUGGAUCAAGAAAAGUGGCGUACCUGUUUCCGAUCAAGAGAUCAGAGAAAAGGCCAUUAUCUUCUGUCAAAACACGCCCGGCACAUCCGACAACCUGUUGAAGCAAUUCCAGUCCACAACUUGGCUAGAAAAGUUUAAGCAAAGGCACGGCAUCAAGGCCCCCAAGCUUCUGCGAAGAGCAUCGGAAACAUGCAUCUCUCAUUCCACCAUCUCGCCGGCGUCGCCGCAUACCCAUGCCAACCUGAACCUGUUACCGUCACCACUGUCUGCAGCACGGAGCGAUGACGAGAAGGAAGGGGCCAACAGCUUGAUGGAUUUUACGGCAGAGAGUGGUUCGUACAGAGCAAUACCACCCAACCCUACGUUUUUGUCCGGACUGUUAACCGACAACUCAGCCUCUUCCUCAUUCUCAAACACAGGCAUGAGCCCAGCAACGUUCAACUUUUCUCCCGACACGCCAGUCGGCGGCUUUUUGUCUGACCCAUCCAGACAUGGGCUAGCAGGACACCCCAGUUUUCCACGCCAACGCAGCCAGACCUUGCCGAUCCUCGAUAUCGAGGGCAUGAACCAGCCCCAAGAGAGCGAGCCAAUGAGCUCCAAGUACUCCGCGGUGUCCACUGCACCGUCCUCUGCCCUCGAGUCACCGAUGCACGAUAUUAUGGCCCAACCUUUUGCUAUGGACGCUUCAGUCGUAUCCCCCAAGCUCCGCAGGAGUAGCAGCAACAACAGUCUUAUCGGACCUCGAUCCACGGGAACACCUGUCCCUGUCGUAACACCGGGUGGCUCUGGACCUGGCUCGCCAACUCAGGAAAACGCACGAAGAGCGGUGGACACACUCUUGAGCUAUAUUCAGAAUGGAGCUGGUGAUUCAACCGACUACUAUGCGGUUCUCCGCUUGACGGAGAAGCUUGGCUUACAGAUGAACAGCAAGCAACCAGCCGGGAUGCAAAUGCAGCAACAGCAGCAGCAGCAACAACAACAACAACAAAGUGGUUGUAUGUCGGGCCUUCCAAGAAUCCCCGAGGGUGAGGCCGAGUUGUCUCACGCACCACAGCCCAACUUGCAUUCCCACAUGAUCAAAUUGGAGGCCACCAGCAUGUCAGUCUGA